Molecule: messenger RNA, 2991 nt
Organism: Cryptomeria japonica (Japanese cedar)
Lineage: Eukaryota; Viridiplantae; Streptophyta; Pinopsida; Cupressales; Cupressaceae
Product: beta-adaptin-like protein A
Exons: 11
Coding region: 195-2741 (848 amino acids)
Biological process (GO): vesicle-mediated transport; intracellular protein transport
Cellular component (GO): membrane coat; clathrin adaptor complex
Molecular function (GO): clathrin binding
Source: RefSeq, a predicted model, not a curated record
AUACGAAAAUAUAAUUUCCACGACAAGAGCCACCAGAUCUCACAAGGACUUAAUUGGUUUUUUGCUCGUGUACAAAAUUUGAUCUUAGGCUUUAUUAUUCGACCUCUCCUGUAUGUACCACAUGGUAACCUUCUUUACAUUCUUUUAAAUUUCUCCAUUACCGCUGCUCCUCAGUUGGAUCGAAAGAAACAUUAAUGGCUCCUCCUGUUCAAUCUCAACGUCUCCCACCUCCCUCUCAGCCAUCUGGAAAGGGUGAAGUGGGAGAAUUGAAAACCCAACUGAGGCAAUUAGCUGGGAGCAGAGCACCGGGAGCCGAGGACUUGAAACGGGAACUAUACAAGAAGGUCAUAUCCUACAUGACCAUAGGGAUCGAUGUCUCUUCCCUCUUCAGUGAAAUGGUCAUGUGCUCUGCAACAUCAGACAUUGUGUUGAAGAAGAUGUGUUAUCUCUACGUGGGCAAUUAUGCAAAGGUUCAUCCAGAUUUGGCUCUUCUGACCAUCAAUUUUCUCCAAAAGGAUUGCCAGGAUGAAGAUCCCAUGAUCAGAGGGCUUGCUCUCAGGAGCCUUUGUUCCCUCAGAGUGAAAAACCUGGUAGAAUAUCUUGUGGGUCCUUUGAGAACAGGGCUUCAGGACAGCAAUAGCUAUGUUAGGACAGUGGCAGCCAUCGGGGCAUUAAAGCUCUAUCACAUCUCUCCAUCCACGUGCAUUGAUUCUGAUUUCCCUGUGGCCCUGAAGGCACUUAUGAUGCAUGAUCCUGAUGCCAAGGUUGUUGCAAGCUGCUUGUCUUCACUUCAAGAAAUCUUAACAUUGGAAGGGAGUGCUUCAGAAGAAGCAUCCAAAGAGAGGGAACUACUUCUUAGCAAGCCAGUUAUCUAUUUCCUUUUGAACAGGAUCAGGGAAUUUAGUGAGUGGGCUCAAUGCCUUGUCCUUGACUUGGUUUCUAAGUAUGUUCCUUCUGAAAGCAGUGAGAUUUUUGACAUAAUGAAUCUUCUCGAGGAUAGGCUACAGCAUGCAAACAGUGCUGUCGUCUUGGCUACAAUUAAUGUAUUUCUUCAUUUGACAAUUUCCAUGGCUGAUGUGCACCAGCAGGUAUAUGAACGAAUCAAAGCUCCUUUGCUUACUUUGGUGGGUUCAGGUAGUUCAGAACAGUCAUAUGCUGUGCUAAGCCAUCUACAUCUACUGGUGAUGCGUGCUCCAAUAUUGUUUUCAUCAGAUUAUAAGCAUUUCUAUUGCCGCUACAGUGAUCCAUCAUAUGUGAAGAAAUUGAAACUUGAGAUGCUUACAGCUGUGGCAAAUGAGAGUAAUACAUAUGAGAUUGUAACGGAGCUCAGUGAGUAUGCUGCAAAUGUUGAUGUGCUCAUUGCAAGAGAGUCUAUCCGUGCAGUUGGAAAAAUUGCAUUGCAGCAGUAUGAUGUCAAUGCUAUUGUUGAUCGUCUGCUUCAGUUCCUAGAGAUGGAAAAGGACUAUGUAACUGCAGAAACUCUGGUACUCGUGAAGGACCUGCUAAGGAAGUAUCCACAGUGGAGUCAGGACUGUAUAGCAGUUGUUGGUAAUGUUAGCAGCAAAAAUGUUGAAGAGCCCAAGGCCAAAGCUGCGCUGGUAUGGAUGCUAGGAGAGUAUUCUCAGGAUAUGCUUGAUGCUCCUUAUAUUCUUGAAAGCCUGAUUGACAGCUGGGAUGAAGAAGACUCUGCAGAGGUUAGGCUGCAUUUGCUGACUGCAGUUACUAAGUGCUUUUUCAAGAGGCCUCCAGAGACCCAGAAGGCUUUAGGUGCCGCACUGGCUGCUGGCUUGGCUGAUGCACAUCAGGAUGUACAUGAUAGGGCAUUAUUUUACUACAGGCUUUUGCAACACGAUGUGAGUGUUGCAGAACGUGUAAUAAAUCCUCCUAAACAAGCUGUCUCAGUCUUUGCUGAUACCCAAAGCAGUGAAGUCAAGGACCGCAUUUUUGAUGAAUUUAAUAGCCUUUCUGUCAUAUAUCAAGAGCCUUCAUACAUGUUUAUUGAUAAGGAACAUCGUGGACCAUUUGAGUUUUCUGAAGAUAUUGGAGCUCUGGCAAGUGGAGCAUCACCUGAUAACAGUGUCCUCCCCAGUCAAAGAGUUGAAGCAUCUGACAAUGAUCUAUUGCUAAGUGCAUCAGAGAAGGAGGACAAUAGAGGCACUGCAACAAAUGGUUCCCUUUCUUAUAGUGCUCCUGAUUACAAUGGCAGUUCCACUGCACUUGUGUCGCAUUCUCCAUCUUCUACAGUCAAUACUGCUGCAGUAUCAGGUGCACCGCCCACAGCAUCUAUUUCACAACCAAUUAUAGAGAUUGAUGAUUUACUUGGCUUGGGCCCUGUUAUGACUACAACACCAACUCCUGCAUUAAAGCUUAACUCCAAAACAGUACUUGAUCCUGCCACAUUUCAGCGGAAGUGGGGUCAACUUCCAAUUGCUUUAACACAGGACUAUUCUUUGACAGCUCAAGGGGUUGCUUCAUUAACUUCACCUCAGGUUCUCCUGCGCCAUAUGCAGGGGCAUUUAAUACAAUGCAUUGCGUCUGGAGGUCAACCUCCAAACUUCAAAUUCUUUUUCUUUGCACAGAAUUCGGAGGCACCUUCUGGUGCAGGUUUUUUCCUUGUUGAGUGCCUUGUAAAUACUUCCUCUUCAAAGGCCCAUGUAAAAGUAAAAGCAGAUGAAGCUAGGUUGUCACAAGAUUUUGCUGUAUUGUUCCAAUCGGCAUUGGAAAAGUUUGGUGUUUCAUAGUUUUUUGGCUAGAUUUGAUCUAGUAUUUUUCAUGGAAACUCUUCUUCCGUUGAGUUUGAACUACAUAAAAAAUCGGCUUGGACAUUCAAAUAUUUCAAUAUAUCUGCACCCAAAGAAGUUUUUGUUCAUGAGCAAAUGGUGCAAAUGGUCAAAGUCAAGAAGCACAACAGUUACAUUGUAAAAUUUCCUUUUAUUGCUUUUGUUUAUGUGGAGUAAAUGAGCAAAAAUAUUACCUUUAUUAUGCUUAAAA